AUGGCUGCAUACUUGGAAAGAGUAAAGGGCUAUCUGGGACGAUUGGUAGAAUACAACAUAGAGCAAAUCCCAAGAGAAAGGAAUACCCAUGCCGAUGCCCUCGCGAAACUGGCUUCCACCAAGGAUGGAGAUAUCCUGGAGUCGAUACCCGUGGAAUACCUACCUAGGCCCAUCAUUGUCAGCACGGAUGUGCACAUGGUUAGCACCCCAAAGGAGUCAUGGACUGAACCGAUUAAGAGAUACCUGGAGAAAGGAACCUUGCCCGUGGACAAAAAAGAGUCCCGGAGGUUGGUGUAUAAGGCUACCAGGUACACCUUGGUAGACGGGGUUCCUUACAAGAGAGGGUUCUUGAUGCCACUCCUACGAUGUGUGGAAGAGGAGGAGGCAUUGAAAGUACUGCAUGAGAUACAUGAGGGUGAGUGUGGCAACCAUGAGAGUAGACCCUCCACAGCAAGGAAGGCAAUGAGGCAAGGGUACUACUGGCCCUCCACGGAGAGAGACGCAAACGACUUCACCAAGAAAUGCGACAAAUGCCAGAGGCAUGCCAACUACACUCGGAAGCCCCCAAAUGAGCUAACUAGCAUGACCAGCCCCUAG
Molecule: messenger RNA, 597 nt
Organism: Humulus lupulus (European hop)
Lineage: Eukaryota; Viridiplantae; Streptophyta; Magnoliopsida; Rosales; Cannabaceae
Exons: 1
Coding region: 1-597 (198 amino acids)
Source: RefSeq, a predicted model, not a curated record